Zingiber officinale is the source of this 4057-nucleotide messenger RNA. RefSeq lists its product as uncharacterized. Lineage: Eukaryota; Viridiplantae; Streptophyta; Magnoliopsida; Zingiberales; Zingiberaceae. The transcript is spliced from 2 exons. The coding region runs from base 445 to 3600 and encodes 1051 amino acids. The record is from RefSeq and is a predicted model, not a curated record.
GAUAGGAGCAUGAUAGAUGCUGCUAGUGGAGGAGCUUUGGUGAAUAAGACACCUAAUGAUGCUAGGGAGUUGAUAGAAACUAUGGCAGCAAAUUACCAGCAAUUUGGUACAAGACCUAUGGUAGCAAGGGGUGUUCAUGAAGCCCAGAUUUUACAACCAGGACAGAGUAGAAUUGAGAGUAGAUUAGAGGAAAUGUUGAAUAGAAUUGAGUUGGCAGCAGCUCAGAUGACAGUGAAUCAGCAAGUUCAACAUCAAGCUGUGGAGCCUGUGCAGGCAAUGAAAAUAUGUGGAUUCUGUGCCAGUAGUUGGCAUUCAACAGAUACUUGUCCCAGUUUGCAAUUAGAUUGAUGCAAUUCAGUAGCUGAGCAAUCUGUAGCAGCAGCUAGCGUUUUCCCUAAUCGUCCGCAAUAUCAGCAAAGUAAUCAACCAAUUAAGUACGAUCCUAUGUCACCUACUUAUAAUCCAGGAUGGAGAGAUCAUCCAAAUCUGAGGUAUGGAAAUAUUUCAGUUGCUCAGCAGCCUUUUCCACAACAGAUUCAAAAUAACAAUUUUUCAGGCAAUCAGAGACCACCAGGGUUUUACAAUAGCACAGUUCCGAAUAGAAUACAACCAUUUCAGCAACCUGUUCCACCAUUUCAGCAGCCAAGAAAGUCUUUUCCCUCAACUCAAACUGAUUUUUCAGUACAAGACAUGAAAGAGAUUAUGCAGCAAAUGAUGCUUCAUCAACAACAGCUUUCAUUACGGUGUACUCAUUCAAUUCAGCAACAACAGAGGACUGAUGCAGCAUUACAGAACAUUGAAAGACAAGUGAGUCAAUUGGUGUCUGCACAGGGACAAACUCAGUUACAGACCUCAAGCCAGCUGCCUUCCCAAACCAUUCCAAAUCCAAGAGGAAAUGUGAGUGCUAUCACUCUACGGAAUGGGAAACAUGUUUCUGAGAAUAAACAGGAAGAUUCAGCUGAGCGUUCAGGAGAUUUGGAUUCAGAUUUGCAGAUUAAAUUUGGUUCUGUUCCUAAAUCCGUUGCAGUGCAGAUUCCAGUGGUGGAACAGAAGCAGACAAAGAUUCAGCUACCAUUUCCUCAAAGGUUGGUAAAACCUGGAAAGGGUAAGGUUAUUGAAAAGUCUAGAGAAUUUCAAGAGAUGAUGGAAAUUUUUAGUAGAGUAGAAGUAAACAUCCCUCUACUGAAAGCAAUCAAACACAUUCCAAAGUACGCAAAAUUUCUGAAGGAUCUAUGUGUUAAUAAGAAGAAGCUUAAGGGUGAUGAGCUGGUUAGUGCAGGGGAAAGUGUUUCUGCAUUAUUUCAGGCUAUGCCACAAAAAUGCAGGGAUCCGGGAGUUUUUACUAUUCCGUGUAAAAUUGGAGAAAACUGUUUUGAAGAUGCUAUAGUGGAUCUUGGGGCAUCCAUUAAUGUAAUGCCGAAAUCAGUGUUUCAGGCUCUUGGAAUUGGUCCUCUUCAGCCAACAGGGGUUGUGAUCCAAUUGGCAAACCAAAGUUUUGCUCAUCCAGUAGGAGUGAUUGAAGAUGUGUUGGUCAAGGUUAAGGAAUUGAUUUUCCCUGCAGAUUUCUAUGUUUUGGAUAUGGAGGGUGAUGCCUUAUCAAGUCAUGUGCCAAUUAUUUUGGGAAGACCAUUUUUGAAGACAGCGAAGACUAAAAUUGAUGUUCAUGCUGGAACUUUGUCAAUAGAAUUUGGUGAAACUAUAGUUCAGUAUAACAUUUUGGAUGCUAUGAAAUAUCCAGUAGAGGAUCACUCUUUGUUGAGUAUAGAGUUAUUUGAUGAACUGGAAGAUAGGUUAGAUGGUUACUUGCUGGAAUGUGCUGCUCUUUUUAAUAAUUUUGGGGAUGAUCUGAGUACAGAAUGCAGUGACAGUUUGGAUCAGUAUGUUUUUGCUUCAGAGACAAAGGACUGUGAGGGAGUCUGUGUAGUUGAGGUUGAAUCUGGAAAAGCACUUCCUUCUGUUUUGCAGCCACCAAAGCUGGAGUUGAAAGUUCUUCCGAGCCAUUUGAAAUAUGCUUACUUAAGGAAGGAUGAACAACUGCCAGUUAUUAUUUCCAAAGAUCUUGAUGUUGUACAGGAAGAGAAAUUGCUAAGGGUUUUGAGGCACAAUCAGAAGGCGAUUGGGUGGACUCUCGCGGAUUUGACAGGAAUCAGCUCUUCUAUCUGUACACAUAGGAUCUUGUUGGAGGAUGAUGCUAAACCUGUGCGACAGCCACAAAGGAGGCUUAACCCAAUUAUUCUUGAUGUAGUAAAAAAAGAAGUUGUGAAGUUACUGCAAGCUGGGAUUAUCUAUCCUAUUUCGGACAGCAAUUGGGUAAGUCUGGUGCAAGUGGUGCCUAAGAAAUCGGGAAUUACUGUAGUGGCAAAUGAGGGCAAUGAAUUGAUUCCUACAAGGGUACAAAAUAGUUGGAGAGUGUGUAUUGACUAUAGGAGACUUAAUCAAUCAACAAGGAAGGAUCAUUUCCCAUUACCCUUUAUUGAUCAGAUGUUGGAGAGGUUAGCAGGGAAGACACAUUAUUGUUUUUUGGAUGGAUAUUCAGGAUAUUUUCAGAUUUGUAUAGCACCUGAAGAUCAAGAGAAGACCACUUUUACAUGCCCUUUUGGGACUUUUGCUUACAGAAGAAUGUCGUUUGGAUUGUGUAAUGCUCCAGGUACUUUUCAAAGGUGCAUGGUAAGUAUUUUUGCUGAUCUUCUUGAGCAUUGCAUGGAGGUGUUUAUGGAUGACUUUACUGUGUAUGGUUCUUCAUUUGAUGCAUGCUUAGAUAGUUUAUCUUGUGUUUUGCAUAGAUGUGUAGAAAAGAAUUUGGUUUUGAAUUUUGAAAAGUGUUAUUUCAUGGUCCAGCAUGGAAUAGUUUUGGGUCAUAUUGUUUCUGAAAAAGGUAUUGAGGUAGAUCCGGCUAAAAUUAGUGUAAUUACUGCUUUAUCAUAUCCCACAUGUGUGCGGGAAGUUCGUUCUUUUCUUGGGCAUGCAGGUUUUUAUAGAAGAUUUAUCAAAGAUUUUAGUACUAUUGCUUUACCUUUGUCACGAUUGUUGCAGAAGGAUGUGGAGUUUGUGUUUGAUGAAAAAUGCAAAGAAGCUUUUGAUAGACUCAGGGAAGCUCUUAUUUCUUCUCCUAUUAUGUGUGCCCCUGAUUGGUUGCUACCUUUUGAACUAAUGUGUGACGCUUCUAAUUUUGCAGUUGGAGCGGUUCUAGCUCAAAGGGUUAACGGAGCGCCUCAUGUUAUUAGCUAUGCAUCAAAGACAUUGGAUUCUGCUCAAAGCAACUAUACAACAACUGAGAAAGAGCUUCUAGCAAUUGUUUUCGCUUUGGACAAAUUUCGGUCUUACCUUCUUUGUUCUCAUGUUAUUGUUUUUUCUGAUCAUGCAGCUCUCAAGUUUCUUCUCAGGAAAAAAGAUGCAAAGCCUCGAUUGAUUCGUUGGAUGCUCCUACUUCAAGAAUUUGAUAUUGAAAUACGAGACAGAAGCGGGAAAGAGAACUUGGUGGCAGACCAUUUGAGUAGGAUUGGAAGUGAAAUGGAAACUAUACCAAUUGUGGAUGCAUUUCCUGAUGAACAUCUUUUCCGGCUACAAGGUAUUGAAGAGGGAGUUUUCAUCUGGAUUUAAGCUUUGAAGUUCCUGGACCGUUGGAUUGAAGCUUCAGAGAAUCUGAGCCGCACAGGAAAUCUAGGAUCUGGUGAGAAUAUAAAUAUGUGAGGAAGGCUACAUUAAGGGGGAUCGGCGAUUUACCCUAGCAAGGAGGAAAACGGCAGAUCGAAAGAAGGCUGGUUUCGGUCUUCAACAACUUCUGCUGAGGUGAUGCUGAUAUGAGAAGAGAACGACGCUGCUUGACUUCGGUGUACCGUUCAGAUCUGGAAUUGAAGGGAGUUGUUGAUAUUCCAGAUCUAGGGUGAAGUCUCUUCGUGAGAGUUUGUUAACGAUUCUCCCAGUUCACUGAAUCUUUACUCUACUUCUUCCUAGAUCUAGUUUUAUUCUCUGUCCUCUUUGUUAGAGUUUCAUUGUUGUUUUAAAUCGAACCUUUAUAGUUUGGUGCAGGGAUUUUCUUUUCUUAUUUCUGCUUACA